Messenger RNA from Paraglomus brasilianum, 2868 nucleotides. Lineage: Eukaryota; Fungi; Glomeromycota; Glomeromycetes; Paraglomerales; Paraglomeraceae. The record is from the annotation of a GenBank genome assembly.
AUGUAUCAACAAAUUGUAACUAGAAUAUCAAGAAGAGUUGUAAUAAAACACGGAAUAAAUGUGUCACGUGUAGCAAAAGCGAAUAUAAGAGCAUUUCAUUCAACACAUAUAAGAGCAUUCUCAAAUCCAAAAGACCCUCCCAACACUCCCCCCUCCCCGCUCAAACCAACCAAAGACGCCAUCAAGGAAGUUGGGGUGGAGGAAACUUUAUCGAACGAGACAACAUCAAACCCUACUGCCGGUGCAAAGGAGGAUAUCGAUAAAAUUGGACAAGCGCCUGACGAUGCACAGUCACAACAGUCUCGCGAUAGUAAUGGGUAUGAAGUUGCUGAUUUUGUCUUAAGAUCGGCAAGACGAAGACGUAUGGGAGCAACAUCGAGGGGGCGACUACGUACGGGCAAGAAUUUGGCGUUGUACAAGCCUGUUAUUCCAGACGAGUUUCUAAAAACAAACUAUAUUAGAUUCGCAGAGAAUUCCGCGUCAUUUGACGCAAUGGAAUAUCCUUUACAGGAGGGCAUUCGCCAAGAGAUUGUAUGCAGUGCGCGUGCUAAUUUGUUGGCAACUCCGACCAGCGAUUCUCUUCCUGCCAAACGUGGUCACCUUCUGCUAAACUGUCCGUUAGAAGGAGCAACUUACUAUCUUGAUGAUAUCGUCAAUAGUACUGCUGCAUGUUUGCAUGCAGAUCUCUUGAAGUUUGAUAGACAAGAUUUAAUGGAAUUAACAGCUGAUGCCUUUGCUCGGAAGAGCAAUAUUACCCCUUGGCCAUUAUUUCCUGAUCUGAAAGGCUUUAAUCCAUAUAUAUCUGCCUCCCCAUAUUCGACUGCAUCGUCCAUGUCAGCUGAAGAAGAUGUAGAUGAGGAAGUCUUCAUUGAAGAAGAAGAAACAUAUGACGCUUCUCAUCAUAUGACUAAAUUUCCUGCAUUUGAUAAUAAAGCAUACUCGGAAGCAUUACCCUUCAAUGGAUCAAACAAUACGGCAGCUACGCGAGGAGAUAUGAAAGCGAUUAUGGAUAAGAUCAAUAAGUUUUUUGAAGCUUUGGUUGCGGUGAAACCGUUAACAGAUUCAAACGAGCACACCGCGCGGAGAGAUGCUACAUCUAGAUUGAAAAUCAUUUAUUUUAAGGAUAUAGGAGAUAUACCGCCAUCCAAUUUUACAGUUCAAUUGGUUAAUUCGCUUGUUGAUGCAGUUCAGACUCGGAGAGGAAUGGGUGAGAGAAUUCUGAUCAUUGCUGGUUAUUCUCCAUCAUUGUUUGCAAUGGAGAAGAAACCAUCUUCAGCCUGUGUAGUACCACACGAAUUGCAUCUGAUGAAUUCAGACAUAUUUCCCAAUCCUGCAAUGCUGGUUUCGUUCACACACAUUGCCAUACCUCCUCCGUCAGAUGACGUGGCCAAGAAGCUUCUAGAUUUGAUUUCGCGUGAUAAGAAUUUAGCAAUAAGACAUCUUAAUACGCGGAACAUUAAAGCUGUGGGGGCGAGUAAAGGAGCAUAUUUCAAAUGCAAUACCAUUGAAGAAUUAGGUCAGAUAUUGUCUGGGUUGGAUGGAAUAGACACUGAAGUAUGGGGAUUCGAGCGAGUUCAUAGACUAGUAAUGAACGCAAUAGGAUUGGCACUUGAUAGGCAUGGUCCUGUAACUUCAAAUGGAAGAGUUGAUUUGGAGGCCGAUCACUUCAUUAGAGCCGCAAACAUUUUAAAAGUAAACCAGAACCUGCGCAAGAGUUUUGUAGAUUCGGUUUCAAAUAGUGCAAAAAUAGGGACCAAGGACGUUGAGAACGUGAUUAGCGUUCUUGGCGUUGGUGACGUUAAAGUGAACAUCGCCAACUCAAAGUCGCUUAAGCUAGGAGAACUUGAUAGGUAUGAAAAAAGGUUUUCAGGAUGUAUAGUAGAAACAGCUAAUAUACAGACGGGGUUCUCAGAUAUCCAUGUGACUCAGACAACAGUUGAGACGCUGCAAACGUUAAUAACAUUGCCUCUACUUCGACCAGAUUAUUUCUCUUACGGAGUUCUAAGGAAACAUUUCAUAUCCGGCGUGCUGUUGUUCGGUCCGCCCGGUACUGGAAAGACGAUGCUGGCGAAGGCUGUUGCUAAGGAAAGUGGGAGUACAGUACUGGAUAUCAAAUCUAGCGAUGUUUAUGAUAUGUAUGUCGGGGAAGGUGAGAAGAACGUUCGGGCAAUAUUCUCUUUGGCACGUAAAUUAUCCCCAUGUGUAAUAUUUCUGGACGAGGUUGAUGCCAUAUUUGGGUCUAGAAGAUCUGACAUAAAUAAUGGAGCACAUAGAGAAAUCAUCAAUCAGUUUAUGGCCGAAUGGGAUGGGCUGACAUCAAAGAAUGAAGGUGUACUUGUCAUGGGUGCAACCAAUCGUCCAUUUGAUAUUGAUGAUGCGAUUUUGCGAAGGAUGCCAAGAAGAAUUUUAGUUGAUUUACCAACAGAGAAAGACCGUGAACAGAUACUGCGUCUCCAUCUUCGUGACGAACAACUUGAUCCAGCAGUAUCAAUGGCUCACCUAGCUAAAACAACACAUCUUUAUUCUGGAUCCGAUUUAAAGAAUUUAUGCAUAAGCGCUGCAUUGGCCGCAAUACGUGAAGCCACUCGUUUAGACAUACUCACAAAACAAUCAACAAAGACAGUAAACAGUGAUGAUAGGGUGCACUCAACGUCUUUUCCAAGAAGAAUAUUAAGAUCCGAGCAUUUCCAGUUGGCACUCAAACAAAUAACGCCUUCAUGCUCGGAAGAUAUGACAAGUUUAAGCGAACUCAGGAAGUGGGAUGGUCUAUAUGGUGAUGGCGCAUGGAAUAGGAAGAAGAGAAUGAAAGGUAUAGGGUUUGAUGGUGGUUCAGAUGUAUCAGAUAUAUCAUCAGCAAAUGGACUAUAA